Messenger RNA from Lampris incognitus (smalleye Pacific opah), 3060 nucleotides. RefSeq names its product glutamate-cysteine ligase, catalytic subunit (gene gclc). The record is from RefSeq and is a predicted model, not a curated record. Gene Ontology annotation, biological process: glutathione biosynthetic process. Bases 534 to 2426 code for a protein of 630 amino acids. NCBI's taxonomy places the organism in Eukaryota, Metazoa, Chordata, Actinopteri, Lampriformes, Lampridae. Gene Ontology annotation, cellular component: glutamate-cysteine ligase complex. Gene Ontology annotation, molecular function: glutamate-cysteine ligase activity. The transcript is spliced from 16 exons.
GGAGAUGUUUAGAUACACACACGCAUACACAUACAUACACAUUAACACACACACACACGCGGUGGACAGCCGGUUCAACGGCUUUGCUCGCCGAGUCGCUCCAUCACGGAUAUACAAAGCCGUCAUUUGAGGGUCUUAACUGGGGGGUGUGUGGGGGGGGGGCGACCCGGGUAACGUUACAGCCUUAAGCCAUCUUGAAACGGCGUCGUCCGGCCGGCCGGCGUUCCGCUAGCGGUUAGCCGAGUGACGCGUCUUCUCCCCUCGUCUUCCCGCAAACGACGCCGAAGAGUGACGCGGCGCAGUCAGGAGAGAGGACCACAACACCCCCCCCCCACCCCUGCCGCGGAACAGAAGGGCCCUCUCCUCGGCCGACAACCUCACGCUAACCCGCGCUCGGCUAACCCGACCACUCGGCUAAGCUAGCCAGCUAGCUAACGUUAGUAGUAGUAGUAGUAGUUGUAGUAGCUAGCGGGCGGGGGGGGGGGUCGGCGAGACACCGAGGGGUCCGGCUAAGCCGAGCGCGUGUGUGAGAGAUGGGGCUGCUGUCACACGGCUCGCCGCUGGGCUGGGAGGAAACCAAGAAGUACGCCGACCAUGUGCGGAAGCACGGCAUCCUGCAGUUCCUCAACAUCUACAACAAGGUGAAAGAUCGCCAGAAAGACGUGUUGAAGUGGGGCGACGAGGUUGAAUACAUGUUGGUUGAAAUGGAUAUCAAGAAUGAAAAGGUUCAUAUUGUUCUGAAUGGAGGAGAGGUUUUGGAAACACUUCAAGACAAAGGGGAGAAAACAGAUCCCAACCAUCCUACCCUGUGGAGGCCCGAAUAUGGCAGCUAUAUGUUAGAGGGGACUCCUGGACAGCCGUACGGUGGGGAUAUGUCCGUGUUCAACACGGUGGAGGAUAACAUGGGGAAGCGAAGGCGGGAGGCCUCAUCUGUCCUGAAUGAGAAGGAAACCCUUUUAACCAUCACCUCGUUCCCAAGAUUAGGUUGUCCAGGUUUCACCCAACCAGGGUACCUGCCUACGCCUGUCGAGAGAGGUGUGUCCAAGUCGCUGUUCUUCCCAGAUGAAGCCAUUAAUAGACACCCAAGAUUCAGUACCCUUACCAGAAACAUACGUCAUAGAAGAGGAGAGAAAGUGGUGAUCAAUGUGCCAAUUUUUAAAGACAAGAACACUCCAUCUCCGUUUGUGGAGAAAUUCCCUGAGGAUGACGGCGAAGCGGCUGCAGCUGCUCUCCCGGAUCACAUCUACAUGGACGCGAUGGGCUUUGGAAUGGGCAACUGCUGUCUUCAGGUGACUUUCCAGGCCUGCAGCAUUGAUGAGGCGAGGUACCUUUACGACCAGCUGGCGACGUUCUGCCCUAUUGUGAUGGCUUUGAGCGCUGCCUCACCUUUCUACAGGGGCUAUGUGUCAGAUAUCGAUUGUCGCUGGGGAGUUAUUUCUGCUUCAGUAGAUGACCGAACACAGGAAGAGAGGGGGCUGAAGCCUUUGAAAAACAACAAAUAUCGAAUCUUCAAAUCCAGAUAUGAUUCCAUUGAUAGCUACCUAUCCAGCUGUGGCGAGAAGUACAAUGACAUCGACUUGACAAUAGAUGAGGAGAUCUACAAGCAGCUGCUGAGUGCAGGGAUUGACAAGCUGCUGGCCCAACACAUAGCCCACCUGUUCAUCCGCGAUCCGCUCUCGCUCUUCGAGGAGAAAAUAAACCUGGACGAUGAAAACGAGUCCGACCACUUUGAGAACAUACAGUCAACCAACUGGCAAACAAUGAGGUUCAAACCACCGCCUCCGAACUCUGAUAUUGGCUGGAGAGUUGAGUUCCGCCCUAUGGAGGUCCAGUUAACUGAUUUUGAAAACUCUGCAUACGUUUGCUUUAUUGUGCUGCUAACUAGAGUGAUCUUAUCCUAUAAGCUGGACUUCCUGAUCCCCCUUUCAAAGGUUGACGAAAACAUGAAGGUUGCACAGAAGAGGAACGCAGUCCAGGAGGGCAUGUUUUACUUCAGAAAGGAUAUCUUCAAAGGCUGCAACCCUGUCCUUGAUGGCACCUCUUCGGCUCACAACGGCUUGGAGAUCGACGGUGGCAACGAGGAGUACACGCUGAUGUCCAUUGACACAAUCAUCAACGGAAAGGAGGGAGUAUUUCAAGGGCUCAUCCCAAUCCUCAACUGCUACCUGGAAAACAUGGAGGUGGAUGUUGACACGAGGUGCACCAUUCUGAAUUAUCUGAAGCUCAUCAAGAAACGUGCCUCAGGUUCCCUGAUGACCAUGGCCAAGUGGAUGAGGGUUUUUGUUGCGGAUCACCCUGAGUACAAGCAAGACAGCGUUAUAACUGAUAAGAUCAACUACGACCUGCUGCUGAGGUGUGAUAGGAUUGCGAAAGGAGAAGAGCGAUGCCCAGAACUCAUUGGAGACCCCAUCAAUAGGUUCAAAUGAGAUAUAUGCUGUCAGGAAUGUGCUGUCAUCACUCACACAUGCACACAAACACACGCUAGAUAACAUCGCGUUAUCAUGUUAUGUUAAACUUUGUGUUCAAAAAAACCAAAUAUCGAAGGCUUGGCAUUGACGAGGUCCAAACAAAGUGAAUUUGAAGACAACUCAGAGCAGCACGAGUGCAUUGUGAAGAAACACAUCUGCGUCAAAAUUGUAUAUACUGUAUCAGAUUUUUAUGAUCAUAAAGUUAUUUUAAUAGGACGAGAACAUGGAAGAUAAGAAAUCAGAUGUGUACAUAUUUUCCCUUCUGCUGAUAAAUUAAUCUUAUCUGUGUGAGAAUGUAAAUGUAGUUCACCAGUUGUAAAUUAGUUGGCUUUUAAUCUCAUGUUCUGUAAAUACUUCCAAUCUGAAAAGCAUUAACAUGGGUAUUUCAUCGAUCAGGUACGAACAUUUCUUGGCAUUGGGUAGAAAUCUUUUUUUUUGCAUUAUAAAAAGAAAUUGUUUGCUCUGCUGUGAUGACAGUGUACUAGGAACCUCAAAGUAGACUCACGUUUAAUUGAAAAUAGCGGAGGACUGUUUGCAAUGUUAGGCUGCUUCGAAUAAACCUGUACAGCAUUGAACUGUGCUGGCUCCAUGU